This is a messenger RNA of Scleropages formosus (Asian bonytongue), 2089 nucleotides long. RefSeq names its product urokinase-type plasminogen activator-like. Lineage: Eukaryota; Metazoa; Chordata; Actinopteri; Osteoglossiformes; Osteoglossidae. Gene Ontology annotation, molecular function: serine-type endopeptidase activity. The transcript has 10 exons. Bases 90 to 1286 code for a protein of 398 amino acids. The record is from RefSeq and is a predicted model, not a curated record. Gene Ontology annotation, biological process: regulation of cell adhesion mediated by integrin; plasminogen activation.
UUCUGUGCAUAUCAAAGACCAAGCAGACCUCAUCUGUGAACGCUAACACCUCUGACCAAGAGAAAGAAACCAUAAAAGAAAGAGAAACAAUGGAAUUGUUCCUCCUUCUGACAGUAAUGCUGGCCUCGGUCUCAAGGCUGCAAGCAGGAACGUUGAGAGAAAAGUGGUGGAGACCAAGAGUACCCUCCAACGGUAACUCAGACAAUUCGGCAAAUUGCUACACUGGCAACGGGCAGGACUACCGCGGCACUGUAGCGGUGACUGAGUCUGGACAGAUGUGCUUGAAGUGGGACCUCUACGGAAGAGCUGUCUGGAACCAUGGGCUGAGCUCAGGCCUUGGGAAACACAACUACUGCAGGAAUCCAGAUUCGAGCAGAAAGCCGUGGUGUUAUACGCGGGUGAAAAAUUCGGUCAAACGGAAGUUCUGCAACAUCCCCCGCUGCCCGUCGCAGCCAAAGCCCCCAACCACUUGUGGUGAGCAAACUAAGAAGCAGUUGAAGAUCGUCGGUGGUAGAAUGACGACGGUGGAAUCACAGCCAUGGAUCGCCUCCAUCUUCAUGAAAUCUCGCUCCAGAAAUGUGUUCCAGUGUGGUGGGAGCUUAAUUUCCCCAUGCUGGGUGCUCACAGCAGCCCACUGCUUCCCUGAAGGCUCCUAUACGGACUCAGCAAAAUACACUGUUUUCCUUGGGAAGAAUGCCAUCAAUGAGACUGACCCUACAAGAGAACAGAGCUUUAUUGUAGAGGAGGUCAUCAUCCAUGAGGCUUAUGAAGAGAGCGGUCAAGCAUACAACAAUGAUAUUGCCCUACUGAAGAUCAGGGGCAAUCAAGGACAGUGUGCAUAUGAAACGGAUACUGUAAGGACUGUGUGCCUCCCACCCCGAGGCCAGAUGCUACCUUCAGGAACCUACUGCCAGAUUGCUGGCUACGGAAAAACGGAAGAAGGCUUUGGAUUCUUCUCCCAGUUCCUGAAAGAAACAUCCAUACAGCUGAUGUCCCAGAGCAUCUGCACAGAAAAGGAAUACUAUGGAAACAUGAUGACGGAGAACAUGUUCUGUGCAGGCAGCCCUGAGUGGGAUACAGACUCCUGCAAGGGUGAUUCUGGGGGCCCCUUGAUCUGUGAGGUGAAUGACCACAUGUUCCUCUUCGGAAUCGUCAGCUGGGGUGAGGGCUGUUCCCGCAAGUUUCGCCCAGGCGUCUAUACCAGGGUCACUAACUACAACCAGUGGAUUGAGGACAAGACACACAUGCCAGACAUUGCCUCUGGAUCAAUGUACCCAGUGAAGUGAGCCAUUUGACAGGGUCCAAGGGUCAUGUGGCCCCCACUGGAUGCUCCAGUGACCGCCAUAUGAUGUCCAGCUCAAUACUGCAGUACUGGAAUUCUUCACAGAAAGGACUUGUGCUAUUGUGUUCAAAUAACAUAUGUCAGAUGCUGAUACAGUCAAACAAUUUCACGUUGCAUCCUAUACAUACAAAGUGUACUGGAGCACUGGUUGGUCCAGCACUGAUUUUCAAGAGGUCUUAAUGAGAAUAAUACCAACAUGCAGCAUUACAUUUAUUUAACUGUACUGGUGUUGUACUAUGCACUUUAGUGCUGUUUAACAUAAGGAUUAGUAUAACUAAUGAUGACACUUUAGACAUGUUAUGUUUAUUUAUUUAUUUAUUUUUACAUUUACUUGGAAAUAUUAAAAUGGUAGCAGAACCACUGUGCCAUAAACCUGUGCUUAUUGCAGCAGAAGUGCAGUAUUGUGUAAAUACCUUUAUAUAAAAGAGGUUUGUUGUCAUUUUGUUUUUAUUUCAAAUAUUUUUAUUUUAAAUAAUUAUGUUACACAAUGGAUUUCUUUUGUAGAGUCAGUAUAAACCGUAUUUAUAUUUUAUAUUUAUAUUAUAUUUUAGCUCCAAUAAAGUUUUUCAAGGUUGUCAAGCCAUAUAUUUGUAACGUCAGUCUUUUUUUACCAUUCCUCCAAAUACACUGCUUGUACUCCUUCAAAUGGUGUUGACUGCCAUAAUUACUGUACUAAAGACCUUCGAUCACAUCACUGUGUUACAGACACAGGCUCCCAGUUAAUACUGUUAUUAAUCUAGUGCUUAG